This is a messenger RNA of Lynx canadensis (Canada lynx), 3109 nucleotides long. RefSeq names its product pre-mRNA processing factor 39 (gene PRPF39). Gene Ontology annotation, biological process: RNA processing; mRNA 5'-splice site recognition. NCBI's taxonomy places the organism in Eukaryota, Metazoa, Chordata, Mammalia, Carnivora, Felidae. The coding region runs from base 770 to 2416 and encodes 548 amino acids. The record is from RefSeq and is a predicted model, not a curated record. Gene Ontology annotation, cellular component: commitment complex; U1 snRNP; U2-type prespliceosome. Gene Ontology annotation, molecular function: protein binding. The transcript is spliced from 16 exons.
ACCGACGCAUGCGCGCCGCGCUCUCGACGAGGCGGCUUUGGUGUUGGUGGCGGCUGCCGCGGUGGCUGUGGGACGGUGACGGUGGAACUGCCAUCCUCGGCUCGGUUGGCCCAGACUGCGGCUCAUGGCCUUGAGUGGCAUCCGUCAUCAGAUCAUUAACUGAAGACAAAAUAAGCAACUAUGCAAAAUUCUCACAUGGAAGAGUACAGAAAUUCUACUAAUGGCAGCACAGGCAACAGUUCAGAGGUAGUGGUAGAACAGUCUGCUGAUUUCAGUACUGAGAUUAUGAAUGUUACGGAAAUGGAACAGUCCCCUGAUGGAUCUCCUAAUGUGAAUACAUCUACAGAAGAAAAUGAAAUAACAAAUGUUGUGGACCUUCCAGUGACAGAAACGGAAGCAAAUUUCCCUCCUGAAUAUGAAAAAUUCUGGAAAACUGUAGAAAACAAUCCUCAGGAUUUUACAGGCUGGGUAUAUUUGCUUCAGUAUGUAGAACAGGAGAAUCACUUGAUGGCUGCCAGGAAAGCGUUUGACAAAUUUUUCAUACACUAUCCGUAUUGCUAUGGUUACUGGAAAAAGUAUGCAGACCUUGAAAAGCGGCAUGACAACAUUAAACAAUCAGAUGAGGUGCGUUAAACCUCUACAGUUUGUCAAGCUUUGCAGUGCAAGCCUCUGUAUUACACUGCAGCUUAACAAACGCUGUCAUUGAUGCUCUAAUGGGUCUGUGCCCUAUGGUCUGUAACCCAAAGCCUGCCCACACAACCCGGUCAGAAUGCAGGGACUGCUGCGCUUUGAAGAUCAAGACUCUGCACGUGGGGAUCAGAACAUUGCCAUGUUCUAUCCAACCUCCACCCAAAUGGUGUAUCGGCGGGGGCUUCAGGCAAUACCUCUUAGUGUUGACCUAUGGAUACAUUAUAUAAACUUCUUAAAAGAAACAUUGGACCCUGGUGAUCCUGAGACAAACAGCACAAUAAGAGGAACUUUCGAGCAUGCUGUUUUAGCUGCAGGAACAGAUUUCCGAUCUGACAGACUAUGGGAAAUGUAUAUAAACUGGGAAAAUGAACAGGGAAACCUGAGAGAAGUUACAGCUAUAUAUGAUCGCAUUCUUGGUAUUCCAACACAGCUGUACAGUCAUCAUUUUCAGAGAUUUAAAGAACAUGUACAGAAUAACUUGCCUAGAGAUCUGUUAACUGGUGAACAGUUUAUUCAGCUGCGAAGGGAAUUAGCUUCUGUAAAUGGACAUAGUGGUGAUGAUGGUCCUCCUGGUGAUGAUCUACCAUCGGGAAUUGAAGACAUAACAGAUCCAGCAAAGCUAAUUACAGAAAUAGAAAACAUGAGACAUAGAAUCAUUGAAAUUCAUCAAGAAAUGUUUAAUUAUAAUGAGCAUGAAGUUAGUAAAAGGUGGACAUUUGAAGAAGGUAUUAAAAGACCUUAUUUUCAUGUGAAACCAUUGGAGAAGGCACAACUAAAAAACUGGAAAGAAUACUUAGAAUUUGAAAUAGAAAACGGGACUCAUGAACGAGUUGUGGUUCUCUUUGAAAGAUGUGUCAUAUCAUGUGCCCUCUAUGAGGAGUUUUGGAUUAAGUAUGCCAAGUACAUGGAAAACCAUAGCAUUGAAGGAGUGAGGCAUGUCUUCAGCAGAGCUUGCACUAUUCAUCUCCCAAAGAAACCCAUGGUGCAUAUGCUUUGGGCAGCUUUUGAGGAACAGCAGGGUAAUAUUAAUGAAGCCAGGAAUAUCUUGAGAACAUUUGAAGAAUGUGUUCUAGGAUUGGCAAUGGUUCGAUUGAGAAGAGUAAGUUUAGAACGACGGCAUGGAAAUAUGGAAGAAGCUGAACAUUUGCUUCAGGAUGCCAUUAAGAAUGCUAAAUCAAAUAAUGAAUCAUCGUUUUAUGCUAUCAAACUAGCCCGACAUCUUUUCAAAAUACAAAAAAACCUUCCAAAAUCAAGAAAGGUGCUUUUGGAAGCAAUCGAAAGAGACAAAGAGAAUACAAAGUUAUACCUCAAUUUACUUGAAAUGGAAUAUAGUGGUGACCUCAAACAAAAUGAAGAAAAUAUCCUAACUUGUUUUGACAAAGCUAUACAUGGUUCAUUACCUAUUAAAAUGAGAAUUACAUUUUCUCAGAGAAAAGUGGAGUUUCUUGAAGAUUUUGGUUCAGAUGUUAAUAAGCUUCUGAAUGCUUAUGAUGAACAUCAAACACUCCUAAAAGAACAGGAUUCUUUAAAAAGGAAAGCAGAAAAUGGGUCAGAAGAACCAGAGGAAAAGAAAGCUCACACAGAAGACACAACUUCAUCAUCUACACAGAUGAUUGAUGGUGAUUUACAGGCAAAUCAAGCGGCAUAUAAUUAUAGUGCAUGGUAUCAAUACAAUUAUCAGAAUCCGUGGAAUUAUGGACAGUAUUACCCUCCCCCUCCAACCUGAUGGGAAAAUAUAUCAGAUGGAAUGUAUUAAAAGUAUGAAAUUAUUUUUUUUUAAUGAGGGAUGUAAACAUAGCAUAAGCUUGUUGUAUUUGAUAACUUGUCUUCCUGUUUUCUGUGUAACAUGAUUUGUUUAGUAAUAGGGGAAAAUGUCACUUAGUAGCUUACCACAGAUACUAUUUCCUACCAUUUAUAAAAUUUACUUUUUAUUGGAGAACUAUUUUUUUGAUUUUUUGCAUUAAGUGGUCUAGAAUUCUUUUGCAAUGGAUUUGCAACAGAAAUCCUUUGUAGCCUUAAGGGGUAGGAAAAAAACUGACUGGAAAUCAUGUCAGUGUAGUUCAAGAUACUGAAAAUAUAUAAGGGCUGGUUAUUAAGGAUUUACCUCCUCUGUAAAAAAAAAAAAAAAAAAAAAUGGAUUUUUAACCUUUAAUGACAAGGUUUUGUCUGUUUCAAUUAUCCUUGUGAAUUUGGAUUUAACUGCAGAAAAGAUACACUAUUAAAUACUAUGUCUUGGGAUAGAGAUUAUAAAUGAAAAAAUGGAGUGUUUGCAUCCCUUUUAAAAAAUGAAAAUCAUAUCAAAAGUAUGUUGUUUCAGGAGACUUUGUAUUUAGAAUAUUCAUGUAAAACUUGUGAGCAAGCUUUCAUUUUGAUCAAACUGAUCAUCUUCAUUUUUGUAAUAAAACUUAAGACUCCUUAA